AUGGCUUCUCUGGGGGCCAAGAUUCGAUUUUUGAUCACUGCAGGAGUUGGGUUCUUUGCCGAUGGAUAUCUCAACUUGACAAUUGGACUCGUGGUCCCGAUCUUGGGAUACCUCUACUACGAAAACGGCAAGGUCCCGGCUGUCUCCAGUGAUAUCAUCAAAGGUGGCCUUAGUCUGGGAAUGGUCGUUGGCCAGCUUCUCUUCGGUGUACUCAGUGAUGUCUUGGGUCGUCAUACCAUCUAUGGGAAAGAAUUGCUUCUCACAAUCUUUGGAACCCUGAUGGUCAUUCUCUUACCAUGGAAAGGAAUGAGUACUCACUCAGUGACUGCAUGGAUAGCAGUAUUCCGAGUCGUGACAGGUGUAGGAAUUGGUGCCGACUACCCCCUCUCCUCUUCUCUGUCCGCGGAAAGAUCGCCCUUUGGAUCCCGAGCAAAGCAGGUGCUGGCCGUCUUCGCGAAUAUUGGCCUUGGAAACAUUGCCGCUGGUAUUGUGUUUCUCAUUCUGCUCAAAGCCUUUGAGGGCUCUAUCGCAGAUAACCAGGCUCAUCUGGAAUGGGUCUGGCGACUCUUGCUGGGCAUUGGGAUUGUCCCGGCUGCAUUUACCCUCUACGCGCGACUGACCAUUACGGAAACUCAACCCUACAAGCAAUACGUAUGCGACGAGGCGGAUGGACAGAAGCGCGGGUUCGCCAAACAGUGGAAAGACUUCCGUGAUCAUUUCAGCCAGUGGAAACACGCAAAGGUCCUCUUCGCGACGGCCGCUUCCUGGUUCCUCUUUGAUAUUGCCUACUACGGAAUCAACCUCAACCAGAGCAUCAUCCUGGGCAAGAUUGGAUACGCCAAGGGUGCGACACCUUAUCAAACAUUGUACAAUACCGCUGUGGGUAACAUCAUCGUUCAAGUCGCGGGAUACCUCCCCGGAUUCUACGUCGGCAUCUUCCUGCCCGACCGUAUCGGCCGCACUCGCCAGCAAUUCUACGCUUGUAUCGCUGUUUGUAUUCUCUAUGCAAUUUGGGCCGGCAUUAGCACGCCAAGUGCACAUACCUCCACGGCUGGCCUCAUGGUUAUUUUCACCAUCUCUCAGUUCAUGCUCACCGUCGGACCGAAUUGUACGACAUUCCUCAUUCCCGCCGAAGUAUUUCCCACCCGUGUGCGUGGCACAGCACAUGGUAUCUCCGCGGCCGCGGGAAAAUGUGGUGCCAUUCUUACCUCGUUUGCUUUUGGAACCGUCGUGGAAGCUAUUUCUCUGGAAGGUGUUCUCGGCUUGUUCUCGGGUGUCAUGCUGCUCAAUGCCUUGGUCACGUUGUUGAUUCCCGAAACGAAAGGCCAUUCACUUGAAGCCAUUGAGCGAUGCGCGCAUUAUGGUGAUAAGGGUGACAUUGAAGAUAAUAUUGAAGGAUCCGGUACUGAUAGUGUCACCCAUGUGAAUGUUGUUGCUACCGGGAAUGGGUCUUUGGAUAAAGUGAUUUAG
Messenger RNA from Penicillium maclennaniae, 1470 nucleotides. RefSeq lists its product as uncharacterized. Gene Ontology annotation, biological process: transmembrane transport; carboxylic acid transport. Gene Ontology annotation, molecular function: carboxylic acid transmembrane transporter activity. The coding region runs from base 1 to 1470 and encodes 489 amino acids. Lineage: Eukaryota; Fungi; Ascomycota; Eurotiomycetes; Eurotiales; Aspergillaceae. Gene Ontology annotation, cellular component: plasma membrane. The transcript is spliced from 6 exons. The record is from RefSeq and is a predicted model, not a curated record.